Drosophila biarmipes is the source of this 1141-nucleotide messenger RNA. RefSeq names its product leukocyte receptor cluster member 1 homolog. NCBI's taxonomy places the organism in Eukaryota, Metazoa, Arthropoda, Insecta, Diptera, Drosophilidae. Bases 72 to 968 code for a protein of 298 amino acids. The transcript is spliced from 3 exons. The record is from RefSeq and is a predicted model, not a curated record.
CCAGGGCUGCACUCGAAAAGUUGACUCUGUUACAUAUGUUUUCAGGUCUGUUGACAAAUUGUUAAGGUAAAAUGAAUAUUUUACCAAAAAAACGCUGGCAUGUGCGCACCAAGGAGAACAUGGCCCGCGUGCGCCGCGAUCAAGCGGCGGCGGCAGCGGAGGAGAAGGUCCGCCAGGACAAACUGCAGUUCGCUGAGAGCGAGGCACGAAUUAACUUCCUGCGCCGCCAGUCGGGCUUGCCGGAAAAGGUUUCCUGUCCCGAGGAAACCGAGGAAAAGCCGGAAUCCAGCACCGAACCAAGCAGAGGUGUGGAUCUCUUUGCCGACUACAAGAGUGCCGUGAAGACCACCAACAAGGACCUCGAGAAGGAGCAGAAGGAAGAGCAGGAGAAGUACGAGAAAAAGAUUGGCUACCUCACCUAUUUGGGCCAGGACACCAAUGAAGCCCUGAAAGUGCGCAGCUGGUACGAGGUGGCACCCAAGAGGCCAGAAGUGGGAGAUCCCGCCGCUACAGAGGCUUUCCUGAAACAAAAGCUAGCCCACGACCCACUGACCCUCAUCAAUGCCCUGCUGCCGCCGGAGAAGAAGGACCCCAAAAAGGCUACCAAGAGGAGACGUGAAAGGACACCCACCCCUCCGCCAGAAACACCAAGCCCCCACAAGUCCAAGAAAAGCAAGAAGGAUAAGAAGCAUAGCAAGCACAAGAAACACAAGGGGCACAAGAGCAAAAAGGAUUCCAAGGAAGCCCUUCUGGAAGCCGAACGCCAUAAGCGAGAAAAGCUCGAAAGGCUGCGGAAGGAACGCCUGCGACGGGAAACAGCAGAGCGCCAGCGUUCCGAGGCUCUUUUUGCGCCCAAGGAACCAGCUGUGCCCGCCAGUGCAGCAUCCACGCCAGCUCCCACGCCUAGGAUUGUGCAAAAGUACAACAGCCAGUUUAAUCCGGAGAUAGCAAAGCAAAAUAUGCUUUAGUUUGCAACAUAGCAGGGUAUUAUUUAGAAUUUUAACAUAAAAAGGGGGUUGAUCUGUAAAAAAUGAUAAGUUGUAAAUAAAAAUAGUCAUUUAUACUUACCAAGUAAAAAGCAUACAUUUUAAUAUUUGAUUAAUUGUAUAUUAACUAUGAAUAAAUGAUAAUUUUAAACCUA